Messenger RNA from Trypanosoma brucei brucei TREU927, 480 nucleotides. RefSeq lists its product as hypothetical. NCBI's taxonomy places the organism in Eukaryota, Euglenozoa, Kinetoplastea, Trypanosomatida, Trypanosomatidae. The coding region runs from base 1 to 480 and encodes 159 amino acids. The record is from RefSeq and is a predicted model, not a curated record. The transcript has a single exon.
AUGAGAUCCGUGCAUCAAUCCAAGGGGGCAUUCACAUUGAUGCUUUUCAUGGCACUGCUGCUGUCCCUUUUGGGCGGCGUGUUGGCAUCUACGUUUCAUGAAUAUUCCAAGGAGCAAAUAUUCCUUUUGCGGCGUAGUGGCGUGUUGAAGGACGGUUGGCACAAUAUUUCCCGCCCUCCGUACUCUUUCUACAGCGGCGGGGAGACGGGAAAAGAAUUGGAGGAUAUUUACUCCAUGAGUGUUGGCCAAUUGAAGAACAUGUUGCGGGACCGGCAGGUCAGUUGCGUGGGAUGUGUGGAGCGCGGCCACCUGGUGGAGCGAGUUGUAGAGAUGAGGCACCAACCAACCAUGGAACAACUUGUGGUGGAAGAACUUAUUUUAAUGGAGAAUGUGCCGCUCGAGUACGAGUUGGCAUUCGCAGUGGGAGCGGUGGGUGGGCGGCAGGAUGGAGCUGCAGAGCUUGAGGUGGAGGAGGAAUAA